This is a messenger RNA of Babjeviella inositovora NRRL Y-12698, 953 nucleotides long. It is a transcript of the gene NOP15, whose product is annotated as rRNA-binding ribosome biosynthesis protein. The record is from RefSeq and is a predicted model, not a curated record. The transcript has a single exon. Gene Ontology annotation, biological process: maturation of LSU-rRNA from tricistronic rRNA transcript (SSU-rRNA, 5.8S rRNA, LSU-rRNA). Gene Ontology annotation, cellular component: nucleolus. Gene Ontology annotation, molecular function: RNA binding. NCBI's taxonomy places the organism in Eukaryota, Fungi, Ascomycota, Pichiomycetes, Serinales. The coding region runs from base 45 to 785 and encodes 246 amino acids.
CUCUAGCCAUUUACGUACACUUACCAGAUUACACAUAUCACACGAUGGCUCCAACUAAGAAGACAAGUAUGCCAGCUGCUACCAAGAAGUCAGUCACCAAGACCAAGAAGGUUGUCAAAACUGUCCCAGAACAGGUUGAAGCUGAAGACUUACUGUUGCCAGAAUCCAGCGACGAAGACAUAGACGGUUUCGCCUCUACCGACGACGAGCAGGAAGAGCAGGAAUCUACCCCAGAACCGAAGGAAGUUGCCCCAAAGAAGGCUGUCUCUGCUCACACUGUCAAAAAGUCUGUCGUCAAGGACUCCAAAGAUGCUGGCGAGAAGAAGCCAAGAAACAGAAGAGGUGUUGUUUAUGUCGGUCGCCUUCCUCAUGGUUUCCACGAGGAGGAACUCAAGAAGUAUUUUGCACAGUUCGGCGAUAUUACCAGAUUGAGGUUGUCCCGUAACAAGAAGACUGGUGAGUCCAAGCACUACGCGUUUGUGGAGUUUUCCGAGCUCGAAGUUGCCAAGAUCGCCGCUGAGACCAUGAACAAUUACUUGCUUUUCGGCCACUUGUUGAAGGUUGCUGUCUUGGAGAAGGAAAAGGUCCAUGAUGAAUUGUUCAAUGGUGCUAAUACCAAGUUCAAGGUCAUCCCUUGGAGCAAGAUUGCCAAAAACAAGAACGAUUCUCCAAAGCCAAUUGAAAAGUGGAAUAAGAUCGUCAAGAGCGAAGCUGCCAAAAAGACCAACAAACAGAAGAAAUUGGCCACCAGUGGGAUCAACUUUGACUUGGCCUUGUUGGAGUAAACGAUAAAGAGCUUUUUAGACCUGAGAGUCCUGCUCUCUGUUCUAACUGUACAUUAAUAAGACAAUUUUCAUUAAAAGUAGGGAUAGCCAGAAUCGUAAGUAUUAGCCGGAUAUGAAGAAAAUGGAUUGGAAUUUCAAUAGAUAGCUUGGUAGAAUGCAAAUAAAGCA